Messenger RNA from Phragmites australis (common reed), 2814 nucleotides. RefSeq names its product CSC1-like protein At3g54510. Gene Ontology annotation, cellular component: plasma membrane. Gene Ontology annotation, molecular function: calcium-activated cation channel activity. The record is from RefSeq and is a predicted model, not a curated record. The transcript has 10 exons. Lineage: Eukaryota; Viridiplantae; Streptophyta; Magnoliopsida; Poales; Poaceae. The coding region runs from base 331 to 2457 and encodes 708 amino acids.
UCUCCCGCGCCGGGCCGGUCCGGGUCGUCGUAGCCCAGCUCACAACGGGCAGGCCCAUUAGGGAAAACCCUGUGGGCCAAGCUGCGGCCAUGCCCAUGCGGUUGUAGGAAUGGGCAGCGUCUCGCCGUUUGCGGCGCGAGGCAAGCGUGUCGUGCUCCUACUAGGGCACGUCUCCCUCGAGGCUUCUCCGGCCACCACGUUGCCGCCCGCCUCCGACCACCACACCAAUCAGAUUCCACCGGCGGGAAGCUGCUCCGGUACUACUUGUGUAGCGCCCACGCUACUCGCGCUGCAGUAGUAGUGUCGGACCAGGCGAUCAGCUGUGUGGGAAUGGACGCGGAGGGGUUGCUGGCGUCGGCGUCGAUCAACCUGGGGCUGGCGCUGGUGGCGCUCUCGCUCUUCUCCCUUCUCAAAAAGCAGCCGGGGAACGCGCCCGUUUACCGGCCCCGGCGGAUGGCGGCCGGCGAUAGUGGUGGGGGCUUGCUGCCUCUCGGACACGGGCGGCUAACCCCGUCGUUCCGGUGGAUCGGCGCGGCGUUCCGGCUCUCCGAGGACGACGUGCUAAGGCGCCACGGACUCGAUGCGCUCGUCGUCAUCCGACUCUUCAAGUUUGGGAUCAAGUGUUUCACUGUUUGCUCAGUUGUUGGGCUAUUGGUCCUAGCUCCAACAAAUUAUACGAGUGAAGGUCCAGACCACAUCAGAAGAUCAAAUUCCAUGGAACUUUUCACGGUUACCAAUGUGGCUAGGGGAUCUAACAGGCUUUGGGUGCAUUUUUCAUGCCUUUGCUUUAUAUCCUUUUAUGUGGUAUGUUUGCUUCAUAAGGAACACAAAGAAAUAACCAGGAGAAGAAUUGAACACCUAAAGUAUCACAGCAAACGACCUGAUCAAUACACCAUUUUAGUUCAAGGAAUUCCCAAAUGCCCAGAUCAUGGAACUUAUGGGUGUUAUGUUGAUCACUUCUUCUCAAAGCACUAUCGGUCAUACCAAGCAUAUCAAAUAGUACAUGAUAUAGGAAACAUUGAGGCACUGCAGAAGUUGGCAUCCUCCAUUGAGAAACAGAUAAAGAGGAAAAGAGAGACCAGAAAAUGUACUUUUUGGCAAUGGAUUUGGUUCAAGUUUACAUCAGAAGCAAUAAAUAUUUGCAGCCAAGAAGAAAAACUAAAGGAUGUACAGCAGUCUAUCCGCCUCAUGCAGUGUGAAAAUAUGCUUAAACAAAAGGAGGUACAAGUAGCAUUUGUCUCAUUCAAAUCCCGGAUGGAUGCUGCCCAAGCUGCGGAGAUGCAACAACUUUUCAAUCCGCUGUCAAUGGUUACAACUUAUGCUCCUGAACCAACUGAUACAAUAUGGAAAAAUUUGGCCAUUCCAUUUUGGCGCAUGGCUACGUACAAACUUGGAGUCUUCGUUGCUGCAUUUUUGCUAACGGUGUUCUUCACCAUCCCUGUGACAGCCGUGCAGGGGAUAGUGCAAUUUGAGAAGAUUAAAAGGUGGUUUCCACCAGCGAGAGCUGUGCAGCUUAUACCAGGUUUGAAUUCUGUUGUGACUGGGUAUCUUCCGAGCAUGAUCUUAAAUGGCUUUAUUUACUUGGUUCCCUUUGCGAUGCUUGGUAUGGCUUCAUUUGAAGGUUGUAUUUCCAACAGUCAAAAGGAAAUUAAGGCUUGCAACAUGGUGUUCUACUUCUUGCUUGGAAAUGUUUUCUUCCUUAGUAUUCUUUCGGGUUCUCUCCUUGAUCAGAUAGGAGAAUCCUUUACGCACCCAAAGGACAUCCCUAGCCGACUUGCAAGUGCUGUUUCUGCACAGUCAGAUUUCUUCAUCACAUACAUUUUGACCAACGGCAUGUCAGGGUUUUCGUUGGAGGUUCUUCAGUUUGGUUUGCUAACAUGGCAAUUCUUAAAGGUGCAUUCAGUUGGACAUGGCGAGGAGCCAUAUCUCUAUGGAUUCCCUUACUACAGAGUUGUGCCCAUCAUUUCCCUUGCAAUCUUGAUUGGAGUGGUUUAUGCUGUAGUUGCACCCCUUCUGCUUCCAAUUCUUCUGAUUUAUUUUCUUCUCGGUUAUGCAGUGUACACAAACCAGAUGGAAGAUGUAUAUGAGAUCACGUAUGAUACAUGUGGACAAUAUUGGCCCAACAUUCACCACUACAUAUUCCUAUCUGUAACACUCAUGCAAAUCACGAUGAUUGGGUUGUUUGGGCUGAAGUCCAAGCCAGGAGCUUCAUUUGCCACCAUUCCCUUGCUUGUGUUGAACAUUCUUUUCAAUGAGUACUGCAAGGUCCGGUUUCUUCCAACUUUCCACCAUCGACCAGUCGAGAUUGCCAAGCAGAAUGAUGAACUUGAUGAGGGUGUGGGGAUAACUGAAGGCGAUCUGGAUAAUGCAAUUAGUGCUUAUAAGCCACCGUGGAUGCGUCCGACAAACCUGGAAUCUAGUUAUGUACAAUCUUUGAUCCGCUCUGCUGCUGCAUGAUAGCACCUGUGAUGCUGGUGCCAAUGUCAGUUUUGCAAACACUAUGGAUUUUUCCCAGUGACAUCCUGUAACUUUGAGAUUAGAUCUCAUGUUGGCUGCCGUAGGUGUUGCCGUCUUCUACGUAAGCUGUGAACUACGCACUUUCUCUACAAACUGAGCUGACACCGACGUGGAGUCUAGUUGCUGGUCAGCUCUGCAAGCCUGUGCAUCAGUAGAAAUACAGUUUUAACGGCCAUAACCUGAAUAGGAAAAUUAAACUGGCCACAGUUUUGCCCCUUAGUGUAGGUUUCCAUGUUCCUGACGUCGAACAGUCGGAAGAAACAGUGGUAGCCAAAGCAGAAACGGUAAUAGGUGCAC